Molecule: messenger RNA, 951 nt
Organism: Bactrocera tryoni
Lineage: Eukaryota; Metazoa; Arthropoda; Insecta; Diptera; Tephritidae
Gene: Rpn12
Product: 26S proteasome non-ATPase regulatory subunit 8
Exons: 4
Coding region: 92-889 (265 amino acids)
Biological process (GO): proteasome-mediated ubiquitin-dependent protein catabolic process
Cellular component (GO): proteasome regulatory particle; cytosol; nucleus
Source: RefSeq, a predicted model, not a curated record
CACAAAAAGAGGGAUAGAAAAACAAUUGGCUGAAUUUUAGCGUAUCAUUCUAUAAAGUUAUCAUUCUCACAUCCGAAAGAAAACUUAAAAAAUGGCAAAUUUGAGUGGAAUUGAGACUUUGUAUAAAGAGUUAAAAACCGAAUGGUCCAAAAAACCUCAAAAUCUAAAGAAAUGUGGACAAUUGUUGGAUGUUUUAAAGGUCGAACUAACCAAAUUGGCUUUCCUGCCCACUGGCGAUACGAAAACAAGCAAAAAUGAAAUGGUCUUAGCUCGUGAUGUUCUCGAAAUUGCCGUGGAAUACAGCGUCGCAAAUAAGGACAUACCGGCAUAUGAAAGAUACAUGUCCCAACUAAAAUGCUAUUAUUAUGACUACAAGCAAAAAAUUGGAGAGUCCGAAAAUAUGUACAAAUUAUUGGGAAUAAAUCUGCUUUAUUUGCUGUCUGUAAAUCGAGUUUCCGAAUUUCACACAGAAUUGGAGUUGUUAUCGGCCGACACUAUCCAAAAUAACAAAUAUAUUCGUCCUAUAUUGGCAUUGGAACAGUACAUAAUGGAAGGACGCUAUAAUAAAAUUUUCCAAGCAAAGAGUUCAGCGCCUUCGGAAAUAUAUAACCACUUCAUGGAUAUUCUACUUAACACCGUACGUGAUGAAAUCGGGGCUUGUAUAGAAAAAUCUUAUGAAAAGAUAUCUGCUAAAGAAGCAGCGAAACGGUUGAAUCUCAAUUCUCUUGAGGAGGUCAAAACUUUUGGCCAAAAACGGAAUUGGAAUUUGGGACCUGAUGGAAUUUACAAUUUUGUGGAAAAAACUGCCAAGCCCAAAGAAGUAUUACCAUCAGUUGAGUUGGCAGAGCAAGCUAUUUUUUAUGCUCGCGAAUUAGAAAUGAUUGUUUAAUUGUAAUUAAUAUAAAAGUAGUUUGUACUAAUCUGGGAAAUAAAUAUAAUAACUUGCUAUAA